CGUGAACAAUAGCCCCACUCAUGGACACGCAUAUCUUUUUAAUGUUUUUUUUUUUUUAACUCGUCUUUGGCGUCCUUAGCAACGGCCUUGAGCACUUAGCAACGGUCGCGGGACUGACGUCCGACCGCUACCGCAUAUCUCAGGUUCUCAGGUGUGCCGAUGUUUUCUUGAAGACUAAGAAAUAAAGAGCAGCACCAUGGGUCGUAAAGUAGUGGUAGCGACUUCGUGCUUGAAUCAGUGGGCCAUGGAUUUCCAGGGUAACAUGGAUCGCAUACUAGAUUCAAUUCUGCAAGCAAAAGCAGCUGGUGCCACAUACAGAAGUGGUCCAGAAUUAGAAGUACCUGGUUAUAGUUGCUGUGACCACUACUAUGAGAGUGAUACUGUCCUACAUUCAUGGGAGGUGGUGGCUGAGUUACUUCAACAUCCUUCUUGCACAGACAUGAUAAUAGAUGUUGGUCUUCCUGUGACACACAAGAAUGUUAUGUACAACUGUCGACUUGCCUUCCUUAAUCGGAAAAUUCUUCUUAUCCGUCCAAAGUUAACCCUCUCUGAUGAUGGCAAUUACAGAGAAUCCAGGUGGUUUACUGCAUGGCAGAAAGUUCGCCAGGUUGAGGACCACUACCUCCCCCGUAUGAUUAGCAGGAUCACGGGACAGAUUACAGUUCCCUUUGGAGAUGCUGUUAUUGCUACAAGGGAUACUUGCAUAGGCUAUGAAAUAUGUGAGGAGUUAUGGAAUCCAGAGAGCUCUCACAUUCCAAUGUCACUUGAUGGAGUGGAAAUUAUUGUAAAUGGAUCUGGUUCAUACACAGAGAUUCGCAAAGGUUAUGUGACUCAGGAUUUAAUCAAAUCUGCAACUGCAAAGUCUGGUGGAUGUUACUUGUUUGCCAACCAAAGAGGAUGUGAUGGGGAUCGUAUAUAUUUUUCUGGAGACACCAUGAUAAGCCUCAAUGGAUCAAUUGUAGCUCGUGUGACUCCAUAUAGUCUAGCAGAAGUUGAGGUCAUAACAGCCACUAUCGACUUGGAAACAAUUCGCAGUUAUCGAACGAGUUUCAGAAGCAGAUGUCUUCGUGCUUCACACAGCCCAUCUUACCCUCGUGUUCAGGUUAAUUUUGCACUCUCGGAUGAUGAAGACUUUUCCUUACCCUCAUGUGUUCCCAUUGAAUACAACUUUCCAUCCCCUGAAGAAGAAAUUCUGUAUGGGCCAGCAUGUUGGUUAUGGGAUUAUUUGAGAAGGUCUGGUCAAGGUGGCUUCCUGUUACCUUUGUCUGGAGGUGUUGAUUCUUCUUCAACUGCUACAAUAGUCUUCUCAAUGUGCCAUUUGGUAGUUAAAGCAGUUGCAAAUGGGGAAGAGAAGGUGCUGGAUGACGUAAGACGAGUUGUGGCCCAGUCGGACUAUGUUCCAAGAGAUCCUAGAGAACUUUGUAACAGACUCUUUCACACUGUGUAUAUGGCUACAGAAAACUCAUCUGCUGAGACAAAAGCUCGAGCUAAGCUUCUUGCUCAGCAAAUUGGAAGUUACCACAUCCCAGUUCUAAUUGAUAGUAUGGUGUCUGCAGCUCUGGGAAUCUUUAGUGCAGCAACUGGUCACAUACCAAAAUUCAAAAUUCGGGGAGGAACUAUACGAGAAAAUGUUGCUCUGCAAAAUAUACAGGCCCGACUUAGGAUGGUUUUAGCAUAUUUGUUUGCCCAGUUGAUGCUUUGGGUACGAGGAAGACAAGGAGGACUCCUUGUCUUGGGAUCUGCGAAUGUUGAUGAGGCUCUUCGUGGAUACAUGACCAAGUAUGAUUGUAGUUCAGCAGAUAUUAAUCCAAUUGGGGGAUUUGCAAAGAAUGAUCUCAAGAAAUUUCUGCUGCUUGCAAAGGACAGAUUGAAUCUUCCUGUACUGAGUGAAAUAUUGGGUGCUCCACCAACUGCUGAACUGGAACCUUUGCAAGAAGGAAAAUUAAUCCAGACAGAUGAAGUUGAUAUGGGCAUGACUUAUGACGAACUUUCUACAUAUGGCAAACUGAGGAAGAUUGAAUGCUGUGGUCCAUAUUCCAUGUUUGGAAAGCUGGUGCAUUUAUGGUCUGAUUGGUGCUCACCCAGAGAGGUAGCAGAGAAGGUCAAGUUCUUUUUCCGUAUGUACAGUGUCAAUCGCCACAAAAUGACAGUUUUAACACCAGCCUAUCAUGCUGAAGCCUAUUCUCCAGAUGACCAUCGCUUUGAUCACCGACAGUUCCUCUACAACUAUAGAUGGGUGUGGCAAUUCAGAGCAAUAGAUAAAGCUGUCGAAAAACUGGAGACUAGUAAAGGUCGAGAAGAUAAAGUAGAACGGAGCAGUUCCACACGAUCCAAUAGAGAAGGAUCACUUGCUUCAUUUUCUAGACCCUCUUCACGUGCAUCCAACAGCUCAUUUACUGGUUCAUCAGGUAAUGACCCACCUCGUCGUGGUGUAGAGGUCUCUGGAUGGCCAUCAGGUAAAACUGCAGAUGCCUCUUCCAUACAGAAAUCUGAGUGUAUGUCAGGGACAAAUGAAUUUGCUUUAUCCCACGAGAGGGAGACAGGUGGAAGUCUUGUCGUUACUUCAGACAAUGAAGUUAUGAAGGAAGAAAGAAAACGAAGUGGCUCGUCUUCUAUAUACAUACCUGCAGCAGAUCACCCAGCUCAAAAGUCUUUCCGAUGUGGAGAUACAGCGCCCAUAGCAAUGUAUGAGCACACCACAACCAUUCAUUUAUAAAGUUUUCUCAGGGAAUAUCAUGUUUACAGCACCGAAGCUAAAAUUAUUUGGUGCUACUGCAAAAAGAUUACUGUAUAUAAAGGACAGGUUUUAAAACAAAUUUCCUUUGUGUGACAAGCUUUAAAAAAAUGCAAAGACAUCAGAAUUUAGCACCUUUUACAAAUAUCAAUUUCGAGCUUUUUAGAAAUGUCAGAAUUUAGCAUUUUUUUUUUAAAAGUAUCAAUACAGGACAUAUUGUAAGUGGCAUUUCCACUUAUGGAAGGAUAGUGCAAGAAAUCUUAGUAUAUUGUUUAGCCAAGUCUUAAUUUUAUUUUAAAUAGUACUGCAUAAAGUAUAUAUUUUAUUUUUACUUGCUGUGUUUUAUGAGUCAGUGAUGUAAUUUUUCCUCUUAUGUUUACACAUUUGUUUUAGAUUCUUAAAUAAAAUAGUACUUUUAAGUUUAACAACUCUCAUUUUGUACAAUGAUUUUUUUUAUCUGUACAGAACAAAUUAUAUAUAUAAGCAUCAUGGCUGCUAAAAAGUAAUACUAUUGAAACUAUUUGUACUCCUCAAGGCUGUACAGAAUAGUAUUUAUAUCCACUAGUAACAAUGUGCUGUUUUGUUGGAUUCAUUAUAUUUUACUUUGUUAAAAUCACCAAUGCCAGAUUUAUAUUGCUGCUUUACCCAUAAAAUUUCUUGCAGUAUAUAAUUUUAUUUUUUCUAUAAUUGGCUAAUGCCUUUUUUUAUUUCACCUGUCACAGUACAGGGUUUCACAAGAUUCUAUCUUUGGAAACUUUGGUUGGAUGUCUUUACUGUAACAUUGCUUUAAAGGUCACUUUUCAAGCUUAUGGAUGUGGGUUUUAAUGGAAUGGUGCUUGGUGUGCUGGUGAAUGGUAAACUUUGUGGUCAUAAAUUAAUAGGGUUACUAGCUAUGUGAACAAAUAGUUCCCAGUGUCCAUCCAAGCAGAGUCAUCAGUAAUGUGCUUGGGCUAGUCUUUUCCAUUAUCAAAAGCUGAUGAAUGUUGAAGGGAAAGACAGUUGAGGUCAGUGAAGGAUUCAGACCAGAUGACAGUCAUGGAGAGGAUGGAUGUUGACACAAAGGAGGAGAAGAAGCCUCUAAUGCUGUAAUGCUGAAGUCAAAGGUUGAGGAAAGGUGGAAUGCAUAACAAGAGGAUAGCGAGUAAAAAGACAUUUGAAGAAUGAUGAGAUUUAGUGUACCAGGCUUGUCAUACCUUCUUCUCCAGCAUUUUCACAUAGCUGUAAGGUUGCAAGGACUGAACAUCUAACAGUGGCAUUCCUCGAAGUGAGAAUUUACCUCCUCUUAUGAUGUUAAUGGCAUCCACAAAUUAUACGACGAUUACUUAAAGCCAUCACCUGGGGAGCUUUUGACUUUCUCCUUGGCAACAUAUGCUCCCUCUUGCAGGCCAAUAACUCUUUGUUGGUCAGCAGUUUUUGUGACAAUUAAUGGAGCAACAUCUUAUUCUUCAACCUUGUUAAACCCGACUUGUGUGAUAACCCCAUUAUGUAUAGCCUAAAAGGUUGCUCUCACUAACAUUAUGUGAUGCCUAUAGUAUACCUUGAGUGUUGUGAUGAAUCCUUGGUCCAUAGGCCAAUGAAGAUGGUGUUGGGAAACAAAAACAAUACUCCAUUUUGUGACACUGUUCUCCAUGGCCUUUGGAUGACUGAGCAUUAUCACAGUGGGUGAAAAACCUUGUUAAGGUGUUAUUUUAUUAGGUAAUUCACAAAGGAUGUUAAAACCUAGCCAACUGUGAUUGAUGACCAUUGUUAUUCAUGCCUUCUAGUUAGACUUCCAGAUUACUCUAUAUAUGCCUUUCAUUGGUGAAUUCCUGAAAUGCCCAUUGAUUUCUUGCAGGGUAGUAUAUAUAAAGGGGCAUCUGCUUCAGAUUUCCUUCAGCAUUAGAAAGCAGGAAAUGUGGUAGAUUUCUUAGCAGUCUUGUACCUUGGAGCAAUCUUUAUUUUUAUGUAUGUAACUUGCCAAGUAAUCACAUAUAGCUGAGAGCUUCCUACCAUGGCAGUCAAAAAAAUUCAAAUUUUGUGGCAGCAUCACUUGAUUUAAGUUGAAGAUUCUCUUGCACCAUUGGACGCUCCGGCACCAGAGGACACACUUAACAUUAAAGGAAGGUCAGGUGCCAAUGGGUGCUCUUGAAUAUCUGAAGAAACAUAAGGAAAGACAGUUCCCCUCUGCUCAAGAAGGAUGCACAGGCAUCAACAGACGUUUGGGUGCCGCAUGCUUCUUAGAGCUAGACACAUACACAGAGGAAACAUCUGAUGAAGAGAGCACAGGAAGUAAAUAUCCGGCGCCAAUGGACACUCAGAACUUUUCCUGAAUGUGGCCUCACCAUGGCCUCCUCAGACUUGCUCCCAGAGGUUGACUUCCUUGACGAGGAAGAACGAAUCUUAGAGGAAGGUAUCCUCUUACUAUGUUGUUCCUCUAACACGUUGUCAUCGUGUGAAAAUCGUUCUGGAUUGUCCCAGAAGCUGCAAGGACAUUGGUCCUCUUGUAAAACACUGGCCUUCUUAGGGGGGACAGGAGGAAGCGACACAUUACGAGUCUUCGUUUUCAAUGGAUGAGACUCAUCUACAAAGCGCCAUUGGCACCUGGGGUAUGACUCCUCAGAGCUUGACAUACUCGAGGAAAGACAAGACACUUCCUUAGAGAGGCUUUUCCAAUGGCCCUCUGUCGCGACCUAGGAUGUAUCAACAGGACCUCCUGAGGGGGUGACUGUCAGUGAGCAGACCCUACUGACCUCCCUUGGGCUACCAGUAUGCCUCCUCCCAGGUGCUGGGGAGUUUGACAGGGACCUUUGCCUAGGAGAAUCUACGGGACAAACAGCCACCUCCUCCACAACACUAGCACUGGCACUCACUUCACCACCUACCUUAGCCAUUAAUGUCUUGACAGAUGCUCCAAACUUCUCCAUCGCUUGCAACAUAACAGAAAAUUUUGAUCUACUAGCACUUCGAGGCUGGCAAUGGGAUUGGGUUUGGAUGCAAGAAAGCCAGGGUUAGGCUUAGAUUGAAUAGACAAGAUGAGGGAGAAGGUUGAAGUUGAUCAGUAGAAGAAUUAGAGACAUAUUUCCAGCAGGAACAUCCUGACUAGCUAAAAGCUUCUUACUGCUAGCCCUAGAAGCUGCUUUCCACUUCUUAUCCCUUUCUAAUUUAUUUAAGGACUGGUCAGUUUUCCAAGUUUUUGCAUCCCACUGAGCACAUUCCCCACAAGUCAACUGAGGAGAGCAAGUUUGAUCCCUACAAUCAGUGGAAAUUGAAUGCAGAUCAUUACAUGCUUUGAUAAGCCUUGUAUUGCAGCCUUUGCUGCAAUACCUAGUACCCUGAGAACUAGUAUCGGACAUACCAAGAUACUACUAAACUCAAGACUAAGACUAGGUCUAAUCGAAAGGCAAAAUUGACAAUUUUGACAAAAUGAGUCCUGUCUGAGCUAAAUGUUGCCAAAAUGGCUACCAAAAUACUUAUCAGAGUACUUCACCAAAUCGUCCAAAGUCAUCAACUGGGAAGUAAAUAAUUCAAAAAUUUCCACUGCCGCUAAACACUGUUGACAGUAACAGCUGGCAGAAACAACCGAUUUUUGUGCUGAGUUGGUUCUUCUCUCCUCCAGUAGUGGGUUGUAUCACUUAGCCAAAACAAAAUAGCACUACCGCAAGAAUUUCAAAAAUUCUAGCUGCUGAUGGAUAGAAAAUAUAGCUAUGCAACUAUUUGGUAAGUUGCAUACAUAAAAUCUUAUUUUAUUAUAAAUAUGUAAUUUUUCCAGGCUAUAAAAGUUAAGACAGCUUUGGGAGAGGCCUGCCUCAGCAAUGCUCAAGACUUGCUUAGUGGUUAAAUGGGAAUCAUAAAAAAAAACUCAUGUAUAAUGUAAAAUGUAUAAUGUUGAAAGUAUCAUUUCACAUCUGCAUAGGCAAAUGAGAUACAGAUGGCUGGAAUUAUGCUUACAAAUUAUGCUAUGCUAUAACCACCCUGCAUUUUUAUUUGUAACAAAUAUACCACUUGCCUUAAUUUUUUUCUCAGUAAUCUGAUAUGUACCUUUCAUUGCUCAUAGAACACAGCCAAAAAUGGUUUGACACUAAUAUAUUAAGGUUGUGAUGACAUCAGUAGACUUUAUUCAUUAAAGUAAUGCAAAUGUUUUUGAAGUCUCACUGCUUACUCUUUAUUGUAGAUAAAAUAGUAAUUACUACUAUACUCUGUUAACACAAGCUUAAAGUAGUACUUACAUAUAUUUUUUUAACUGCUAAAAAGUACAAGAACUUUGUUAUUUUUGAGCUUUUGAUCUGUAUGGUCAAUAUGUCUAUGUAUAACAGCACAGUAUUGUUAUAUGCUUUAAUAUUGUCAAAUGACUAACUUAUUAUAUCAAAGUAUUUUUACAUGGUUUAAAAUAUAACUGGUUCAUUGGGCAAUUAUAUUGCCACUGUACAUGUCAUGUACUUCUUUAUAAAGCUAUCAAUCUCUUACUAAUUAUGUUGUAUUGAGAUAGGCUGCUUUGAUUAUUAUAUCAAUGUGUUGGCAGUUGUCCUGUUUCUACCAGAGAGAUUCAGCAGAAAAAUUGUAAUUUUUAAAAUAAUUUUAUAAUAAUUUUUUCUUAGUGCCUCACCAUCAACCAGCUUUAAUUUCAAUGAUGCAGUCUCAGCUGUACAAUACAAUAAUUUCAGGUAGCUCCUUUGUUUAUUGUGGAACAAGUCACUUGAAGAUUACUGUUUCCUGGCAUUGAAGAUGGUAUUUUUUCAUAAAAUAACUCACUAAUUUCCCACGAGCCAUAGAGGCCAAAGGUUAUGUUUUCCAUCAGUCUAUCCUUACCCCAGAGGCCUUACCCAGAAGAAGAUUUUCUUUGCUAGAGAGUAAUCAGAACUCCUGUGUAUGACCUGUGAAUAAAGUGCAUAAAUUAGUCAUAUAUAAAUAGUAAAUAAACAAAUGUAUCAUGAAAAGAAAAAAAUGUAUGUAGUCACAAAGAUUCAUUCCUGUAUAAGCAGAUUACAGAAAAACUUAGUUUACAGGUGAGGAGUAACUUAAAUGUUAUACAUAUAUGAUUAUCAACAUUACCAGUAUUUUCACCCUUUUAUGACCCUGACUGUUAAAUUGUAAAUUUUACUAUAGCAAGAAUAUUGUAAUCAAAUAAAAAUUAUUGUAAUAAAUUGCUUUUUUAUGACAGUUUCUUCAGAAAUACACACAUUUUUAUACUUGGUAACUCCACAAUGUGUAAAAUAUUUCAAGUUUUAAAUAUUAAAAUGUUCUUUUUUAUUAGUAAUAUUUCAAUUGUGUUAAUUUUAUCCUUUAUUCUAUUUUUAUUUUGAUGUAUUUGGGACAUCAUUUAUGUCAUGUUUUAACCAAGUGUAACUGCGUAGUAUGUUAAUUUGUAUUUCUAAUAUUUCCUAUUAUUAUUAAUAAAUAAUUUAUUAAUUUUGUCCUCUAACCAUAUGUCACCAUAGUACUGAAUAACCAAACCAUUCCAGUACCAGGAUAUCAGACAAACUUUCAUAAACAUCACUAUCAAUAUUCCCUCUGUGGUGCAUCCAAUACUUUCAGAAUAUUAAAAUACUACAUCAAAGUUGAGAGAUACUGUUCAAUUACCUAUAGAAUUACAUAUAAAAAACCAGAGCUUACUAUUUUGACUAUUUUGACCAUUUUUAUUAGUCCAUGUCAAACAUUCCAGAUAUGCAGUGUUAAGACAUUAAUAUAGAUAACUACUUUAGGGUGCAUUUGGGCAUUAAGAGAAGUUUUAAUAUGAUACUUAUGGAGUACAUACUGAAACCUUUGAGCUUAUUUUUUAUUCAGUGGUAAAACACCUACUCUUCUAGUUUCUUAAUAAGGUUGGCAAUAUAAUAAUUUCACUGUUGUAAAUUUUUGUCCUGAUAACUGAAAUUAACCAAAAACAAAUUAAAUUUCAUAAGUAUUGUAAAAUUUACACAAUGAAAAAUAAAUAUAUUUCCUAUUACACUGAUAUCAUUGCUAUUUACACGAAUUUGUUAUUCUUGAACAACCCUACUUGCUUUAGAUGGUGUUAACCCAUCCCUCAACACUUUCCAGAUGUAACUCCAAAGCUACAUGUUAAAUUAUGUACGUAUUGUUAAUGUUAAUUUUAUUAUGUACGUAUUGUUAAUGUUAAUUUUUUCCUUUAAUUUUCUACAGAUGACAUUUGAGGUCUACAUAAUGUUAAAUUAUGUAUUGUAAUGUUAAUUUUUCCUUUAUUUUAUACGGAUGACAUUUGAGGUCACUAAAGUAUUGAAAGGUUGGUUAAUUUGUCUAAAGCUGUUAAAACAUAAAAUGAGAGUAAUUGUAAUUUAAAAUGUUUUAGAAUGAUUAGAUAAGGACAGCUUCAAUCACUGCUUGGUUAUGAAGAUUCAUAUCUGCAAUUAACAUUAGCCAUGUCUUAACUGUAAUUUGUAGAUGUGCUGAUGCCUGUAUCUUUUUAACUAAAAUUUAUUAGCUUUUUACCUUUGAAAUAUAAUUUAAAAUAUGCAGAAGCCCUUUACCUGUAUUAUAAUCUACAAAUAUGUUGAACCAUUCAUCUUUUAAAUGUUUUUUAUGCACUUGUGGAAGCUUUUAUCUAAUGUCACACAUGUAUAGGCUGAAGAACAAACACCUUAAACAAAUGUUGAAUAAACCUGAGAAUGAUGUAAUGGAUGGAUUCUGUCCAGAUGUGUAAAAACUGCCAAUGCCAAAAUGAAUGAUAAAGUUUGUGUAAAGAAACUCCAGUGUAAUAUUAAUAAAUCAAGAAAUUGAU
Macrobrachium nipponense is the source of this 9443-nucleotide messenger RNA. RefSeq names its product glutamine-dependent NAD(+) synthetase-like (gene Nadsyn). The coding region runs from base 197 to 2716 and encodes 839 amino acids. Gene Ontology annotation, molecular function: glutaminase activity; NAD+ synthase (glutamine-hydrolyzing) activity; ATP binding. Lineage: Eukaryota; Metazoa; Arthropoda; Malacostraca; Decapoda; Palaemonidae. Gene Ontology annotation, biological process: NAD+ biosynthetic process. The record is from RefSeq and is a predicted model, not a curated record. The transcript has 15 exons. Gene Ontology annotation, cellular component: cytoplasm.